CUGCAGCAAAUCAUGGACCACGUCUCUUGCCCAUGAUCCCGUUCGUGAUUUGAAUAACAGUCCUGCAAAGGCAGGACUGGUUGAGGGGCAAGUUUCUCUAUAAAAGGGAGAAGAAAACCCAGAACAAAGGGCCGAAAAGGAGAGGAGAAAAAACAGAACCAGUAAGAGUUUUUGGGGGGAUAAAACAGAGAAAUAAACCCAGAAAAGGAAGAGAAAGAUCAGAGGGGAAAACAGAGGAGAAAACCCAGAAAACAGAGGAAAAACCAGUGAAGAACAACCCAGAACACAGAGAAGAACAAAGAACCGGGGGAGAGACCAGUAACCAGAAACAGAAGAAAAGCAGGGGAAACAGGGGAAAAACUGAGAGACGCGCAGAAAUAAAAACGCAGAGAGCAAGGGAGAAAGAGGGCAGCACACACACACAGUGACGAGAAUUAUCUUUGAAACCGUUUUCGUCCCUGCAAACAAAGGAAAGACCAGUAUUUAUUCAAAGAACAUCACAGUAAACCGGCAUCUUCAUUAUUGUUUCCUUCGUCAUCUCAGGAGCUGCGGGAAAACUUACGGGCACAGAAUCAAAAGGAAACAAAGGAAAGCAGAAGAAGGAGAAGAGUAGAGGAGGUAGUCGGCCAGUUCGCCACCGUCUCCAUCGCCUCGCAGACCAGGCAAAAUGAUCCUAAACUAGUGGAGGAAUUUUUAGGGGACGUGGUGGCUCCACCAGCGGUCCCUUUUUCCGGUGACAGAAGGUGCAACAACUUCGACAGCUCUUGUAUAAACAAGAUUUUUAUCUAAAAGAGAAUUGGACCGGUUGGCGAUGAACAUUUUGAUCAGUCUUUUAUGCAACCAUCAUUAGAGAAAUUCCCACAAGAGGAGCUCCAUCAAACAGCUAUGGAAGAAAGCAUGGGAACGACUUUGGUAAGCAAUGGUUGUGUUGAUAUUCGAGGAAGAAUUGCAGACAAGAGAACUACUGGAGGAUGGAAAGCUGCUCCUUUUAUUAUAGUGAAUGAAGUUGCUGAGAGGUUAGCAUUUUAUGCUAUAGCUGUGAACAUGGUAGCUUACUUGGUCUUUCAAAUGCAUCAAUCACUUCCAGAUGCUGCAACUCAUGUGACUGACUGGAUUGGAGCUGCUUUUGUCCUUACACUUUUUGGAGCGUUUUGUGCCGAUGCUUACCUGGGCCGAUUCAAGACCAUCAUUAUUUUCUCUUGCAUCUAUGCAGUGGGAAUGGUACUAUUGACGCUCUCAGCUUCUAUAGACAGCUUACGUCCACCACAAUGCAAGGUAAGGCCAUGUCCAAAAGCAACCGGUGGCCAGACAUGGUUCUUGUAUGGUGCACUGGCCCUUAUAGCCCUUGGUACCGGCGGUAUCAAGCCAUGCGUCUCAACUUUUGGGGCUGACCAAUUCGAUGAAGCAGAUAAAAAAGAAGUGCCAAAGAAAUAUGCAUUCUUCAAUUGGUUCUUCCUGGCUAUAAAUAUGGGUGCUCUGUUUGGUAUAACCGUAUUUGUAUAUAUACAAGAUAAUAAGGGAUGGGCUUGGGGUUUUGGGCUACCGACAGGGGCCAUGGUUAUUUCCAUCGUCAUUUUAGUAGCUGGCAUUCGUUUUUAUCGUUUCCAAGAACCCAUGGGGAGCCCUUUCACCAGGUUUGUUCAGGUCAUGUGGGCUUCUGUAAGGAAUCAUUUGCAUGGAGUUCUGGUGGGACAUCAAACGGAGCUUUACGAGGUUAAUACCAAUGAAUCUGAUAUUAAGGGCGCCCAAAAGUUGUCUCACACCAUACAAUAUAGUUUCUUGGACAAGGCAGCAGUUGUGACAGAUCCUGAGGCCGACACAAGGAACCGUUGGAGACUUUGCACAGUAACACAAGUAGAAGAAUUCAAGUCCUUUAUAAGAAUCCUCCCAGUAUGGGCAUCCACAAUUGCACUCUCCAUAUCCUUUGCUCAGCUCUCAACCUUCUUCAUCAGCCAAGCAAACAUCAUGGACCGAAAACUCGGCUCCAACUUCAUAAUUCCAGCAGGUUCUGUCCCCAUCUUCAGCGUCAUCAAUGCCCUCAUUCUUGUCCCCAUCUACGAAAAAGUGAUAGUCCCUAUCCUCCGUAAACGCACAGGCCAUUCCCGCGGCAUCACAUCUUUGCAACGUAUUGGAGUUGGUUUGUUCAUUUCAAUAUUUGCUGUAGCUUCUGCUGCAUUGGUAGAAAAAAAGAGACGCCACAGCCCUAACCCUUCAGACAUGAGUGUGUUUUGGUUGUUUCCACAGUUCUUUCUAAUAGGCAGUGCAGAAGUUUUCUCCUACGUAGGACAGCUAGAGUUUUUCUACGAUGAAGCAACCGAUGGGACAAGAAGUAUUAGUAGUGCAAUGUUUCUUAGUGAAAUUGGGAUUGGAAGUUGGUUAAGUACUGCAAUAGUUAAGAUCAUUGAAAGAGCAACUGGCGGAGAAGAAAAAGGGUGGUUAAGGAAUAAUCUUAAUUUAAGCAAGCUUGAUUAUUUCUACUGGGUGUUAACCUCGAUUAAUGCAGUUAAUUUGGCAGUUUAUGUGUGGAUUGCUGUUCUUUAUAAGGGUAGGGGCGGUGCAGUUGGGAGUGUGAGAAGUGAAAGUGUGUUUGAAAUGGGUGACGGUGUUUUGCUGGAAAAGGAGGAUGAUAAAGGUGAAAGAUUCUAAAGUGUGGCCUUUUAGAACAAUUGCAUUUGCUUGAUUAGAUUCCUAAUUUCGAUGUCUACUGUUUGAUUUAAUCGUGUAUGUUUGAAGACAUUAAUUUGUUUCACUUUAAUGUAAUAUUUUAUUUAUAGUCUAUUUUCGAACUAAAAUUUUAGUGUUUGUUAAUUAUUAACGCAAUGCACUUUGUGACUGCGAUUGCGUUGAUAGUUAAAAUAUAAAAAAUAAUAUUUUUAUUA
Messenger RNA from Populus trichocarpa (black cottonwood), 2879 nucleotides. RefSeq names its product protein NRT1/ PTR FAMILY 8.2. Gene Ontology annotation, cellular component: membrane. Bases 835 to 2646 code for a protein of 603 amino acids. Gene Ontology annotation, molecular function: transmembrane transporter activity. Lineage: Eukaryota; Viridiplantae; Streptophyta; Magnoliopsida; Malpighiales; Salicaceae. The record is from RefSeq and is a predicted model, not a curated record. Gene Ontology annotation, biological process: oligopeptide transport; transmembrane transport. The transcript is spliced from 7 exons.